Messenger RNA from Theileria orientalis strain Shintoku, 2688 nucleotides. Its product is annotated as endopeptidase ATP-binding subunit. Gene Ontology annotation, cellular component: cytoplasm. Gene Ontology annotation, molecular function: ATP binding; ATP hydrolysis activity. Gene Ontology annotation, biological process: cellular response to heat. The transcript has 8 exons. The coding region runs from base 1 to 2688 and encodes 895 amino acids. The record is from RefSeq and is a predicted model, not a curated record. Lineage: Eukaryota; Apicomplexa; Aconoidasida; Piroplasmida; Theileriidae.
AUGAAACCUAUGUAUAGCGUAAUUAAUAUUCUACUAAUAUUUCAAAUAAAUAUUUUUGUAUCAGUUUAUCGCAUUAAUUGUUUUAAAAAUUUUAAUGGUAGAAGUAAAAUUUCUGAACAAUUUGGUUUUUGUAAAAGUAGUAUAUCGCAAUCUUCAACUAACUCUUUUCACUCUCAUCCGUACCGUGAUAGUCGCCUAUAUUUAGAUUUUCAUAACUUUAGCGACAAUGCAAUUAAGGUUUUAAUGUUAUCUCUAGAGGAAGCCAGACAAUCUAAGCAUCCAAACGUGGAAUCGUCACACAUAUUUCAAGGGUUGGUGUGCUUGAGCCAGGGGCUCGCCUUCAAGGUAUUGAAAGAAUUUGGAGUUACCGCCAAUUCAGCCAGGGAAGCCACAAUGUCCACAUUCCCAAUCGAUGAGUCGAAGAGGCAGAGAGGGAUUCCCACGUUUUCUCCCUCGGCAAAGACUGCAUUAGAGCAUUCAUCUUCGGAGGCUGAAAGGCUGGGAAACUCGACAAUAGAGACUGAGCAUUUGCUUUUGGGAGUGUUGAACGACAAAAGUGGAGAGAUGGCGACCUUCUACAAGCAUUUGAAACUUGAUGUGCCGCUGGUAAUUGAUACCACGAUUCGCACGAUCAAUAAAAUAAAGGAGUUGAACGAGGCCAGUGUGCUCAACAAUUCCGCAGAUGAGCACACCCCAAAUUAUGUGUAUCUGUCACCGUCGCUAAAGCAUGAUGAGUCGUCCAACACCUGUCUUUCUCAGUUCACCAUUGACCUGACUGAGAAGGCCAAGAAGGGGUUGUUGCCCAAAGUGAUUCACAGGGACAACGAAAUAGAUAGAGCAAUCAUAACACUAUCCAGGAAGACAAAGAGUAAUCCGCUACUGGUGGGUGAGCCAGGAGUAGGAAAGACGGCAAUAGUUGAGGGAAUCGCAAACAGAAUAUCGCAAGGAUUCACACUGCCGCACAUGGCAGAGAAGAGAAUCGUACAGCUGCAGUUUGGAUUGCUGAUAGCUGGAACCAAGUUCAGGGGCCAGUUUGAAGAAAGGCUGACAAAGCUGAUUGAUGAAAUAAUAACAGCAGGGAACAUCAUAUUGGUAAUUGACGAGGCGCACAUGCUCAUAGGGGCCGGAGCAGGAGACGGGUCGAUUGACGCAGCGAAUUUGCUUAAGCCAGCCCUUUCUCGAGGAGAAAUACAGUGCAUAGCAAUUACAACGCCGAAAGAAUACAAAAAGCACUUUGAAAAGGAUAUGGCGCUGUCUAGAAGGUUUCAUACAAUCUAUGUUGAUGAGCCUAGUGACUCGGACACACUAAAGAUUCUGAAUGGAAUAAGUUCGACCUAUGGCGAGUUCCACAAUGUAGAAUACACGCCAGAGGCAAUAAACCUAGCGAGUAAGUUGGAGAGAAUGCAGAGGAUUGAAAAACAAUUUAGUGAAAUAUUCGAAGCAAAGAGGGAGGAAGAGACUAAGGAAGAUGAAGAGUCAAGUCGAACCUACCUGGAGGUUAAUAGUGAAGGAGACGCGCCUGAAUCUAAGGACCCGGGGAAUAAAAGACUCAUUUUGGGGCAGGUGAAGCCGGAGCACGUAGCAGAGGUGAUGUCAAUCUGGACUGGAAUACCGCUGAAGAAGCUGAGCAGGGGAGAAAUGGAAAUCAUACGCCACAUGGAGGACGAUAUACAUAAAAUGGUUAUAGGGCAGGACGAGGCAGUUAAGAACGUGUGCAAGGCGAUACGAAGGGCAAAAACUAACAUAAAGAACCCUCACAGGCCAAUAGGAAGCUUCCUGUUCUGUGGGCCCCCAGGGGUAGGCAAGUCGGAAGUCGCAAGGUCCCUGACAAAGUACCUCUUCGCAAAGGAAAACCUCAUCAGAAUCGACAUGUCGGAGUACAAGGAGCCUCACAGCAUUAGCAGGAUCCUGGGGAGUCCGCCGGGCUACAAGGGCCACGACACGGGCGGCCAGCUGACGGAGAAGGUGAAAAACAACCCGUACUCAGUCGUGAUGUUCGACGAGAUCGAAAAGGCGCACCACGACGUGCUGAACAUCCUGCUGCAGAUUCUCGAGGACGGGAAGCUGACGGACGCGAAGAACCAGACGGUGUCCUUCAAGAAUACCAUAAUCAUCAUGACCAGCAACACGGGCUCGAACGUGAUUCAGCGCUCCUCGAAAGGAGUGCACACGUUCGGAUUCACGGUUGAGAAGAACGACUCCUCGGACUACCUGAAGAUAAAGGCCCUGGUGAUGGAGGAGCUGAAGUCGCACUUUCUGCCGGAGCUCAUAAACAGGAUAGACGACGUCAUACUCUUUAAGCCGCUUUCGGACGAGGAGAUGAGGGAGAUCGCAAAACUGAUGCUAAACGAGUUGACGUCGAGGGCCAACGCGGCCGGCAUCCUCAUCGAGAUCGACAACACCUUCACGGAGCACAUCCUGAAGCUGCCGAGGGACGACAAGUGCGGAGCCAGGCCCCUGAGGCGAAUAAUCACGUCGGUGCUGGAAGACAAGUUGGCGGACCUUGUGAUAUCGGAGAACUUCGACAGCAAGACCACGUACGUCGUGUCGGUCAACAAGGAAGGCGAGGUUAAGAUUCAUCCCAAGGAGGAAUUCGAGUCCUAUGCCAGCUUGGGCGCCCAGACCAUAGACUUUGACGCCCCCGGCGAUAUAGAUCACAUUCCUGGCGAUGAGAACCCCGACAGUUAA